Messenger RNA from Lodderomyces parapsilosis, 2316 nucleotides. RefSeq names its product putative ubiquitin-protein ligase. The transcript has a single exon. Gene Ontology annotation, molecular function: ubiquitin protein ligase activity. The record is from RefSeq and is a predicted model, not a curated record. Gene Ontology annotation, biological process: protein ubiquitination; ubiquitin-dependent protein catabolic process. NCBI's taxonomy places the organism in Eukaryota, Fungi, Ascomycota, Pichiomycetes, Serinales, Debaryomycetaceae. The coding region runs from base 1 to 2316 and encodes 771 amino acids.
AUGUCGACCAACAUAACAAACUCAACAAUUUUAGACGAGGUCAUAGACAAUGACACCGAUUUUUCAUUCUUGAAACUCGUUCAAUCAAUUGUUGAUGCCAUUUGGGAGCAAAGUGGCCUGUCAGAAAUGAACAACAAUACGUGGUCCAGAUUUGGUGCAAUAACUUUUUAUUGCUGUUCAGUAUAUGGCCUAGCUUGUUUGGUAAUGGCAUUGAUAUUAAAUAGGACAUUGGUCAUGGCCUCAACCAAUAGUAUUCACAAUCAGCAAAUGGCCAUUAAUCGGCAACGGCAGAUAAGUGGGAAUAGAGGAUUGAUAGACGCAUACAAACUGGCUGCAACUUUGAAAAAGCUUAGCAUUUUGAGCUUUCGAGUGGGAAUUGUCUUGGUUUUAUUAUAUCAAAUAUAUAAUAUCCUCGUCGUACUAAAAUUGAACCAACAUUUGGGGUUGGCUAAUUCAUCAAAUAUUAAAUGGCUUUACAACCUUAUUCCAGAAGCGCUUUUCACAUAUUCACCUGAACAAUUUGCAAAAACAAAGUACAUGAAAACACCGGAAAAACAAGUCAUGAUUGGACCCACGAGUGAUAUGUAUUGGCCCAUUUUCUUAACAUUUUGUUUCCUGGCAUUUAUUGAAACUUUCAUUGCUUGUAUUCAAGGUAGAAAGCCCUUCACUGAGAGUGGUAUCACGAUUUUCGAACAUUCUUUAGCAUUUCAAGAAUUUAGCAGUAAUGGUGCUUUCUUCUUUAGUAAUUCAUACAGUUAUAAGAGACCCACUGAGCAGAUGUUGAUCACAUCGCUUUUCCUGGUAUUGAAUCAUUUGAAUAUACAUGUGGGGGCGAUUUUAAACAAUAACAAGUACAGGUUAAUACCGCUGACUACACUUGGUUUGGGGUAUUUGUUUUAUUUUGUUACUGCAAUUUGGAAAAAGAAGAUAUUUCAGUUCCCCAUUAUUUUGGUGUUGACAUUCACUCCACAAGUGUUGAUUUUAUUUGUUAUAUUGGUCAGUUUAGCAAUCUUGAUCACUGCAAUAGCUGUCAAUGGUUUUAGAUUUGAGGGAUUGAAUUAUGCCAGCUUUUUCAUUCAUGAGGAGCAAAUUCAAGAUGAAUCUGGAGAAAAUGAAGCGGUUGAAGAGCAAGACAUCAACUCGCUCUCAAACUUCAAUAUCAAAUUGAGCGAUGAUUUUUAUACGGCACUACUAAACUUGGGUGUUUUGGCAAUUACUCUGGCUGGGAAAUCCAGCUACAUAAAGGAAUUGAGUCUUGUUACUUUGGACAAUGAAACAUGGGUUGAGAGAAGUCUCUGGCAACAGGUCAGGCUGAGAGAGAUAUCAGAUGCUAAUGCAAACAGUUUAUUGCGUGGGAUAAAACAAAAGAGAGUGGGUUAUUCCAACUUAAUUGAGACACCAACCUCCAAGCUUGUAACACAUGGCGAUUUAACUUCAGAUUCCAAUCAAUCCACUCGUGAAAAUCCGUAUCAUACAAGGAGUAUAUUUAAAAGAAGAUUUUUAUAUUUGAAGAGGAUUGUUUUUGAUUUUGUGCAGCUCAUAUAUGGCAUUGCUAUUGGUAACUUUAUAUUGCAGUGGAUCCCCAACUUAUUUAGGAGGCUAUUCAAGAGAGAAGCAAGAAGGUCUCGUGAAAACAGUCAUAAAGGCCUUGCCAAACGUUCUGGUCCAUCAUCUGGCAGACAAUUGCUUCAGCUAGAUUAUCUCACUGCCGAACAAUUAGAACAAAAUUAUGCAUCGAUCCUUGCUGGUGAGGACUUGUCCAAUAUUGACAACUCGGAGGACUACAUUGUUUCUGCUGAAGAAUCAGAUUAUGAAUCGGAUGCUGAGGUGAUAGAUCUUACAAUCAACCCGCAAACGAGAGGUUCCACUCAAAUAAAUUAUAACGUUUCCAACUCGACACCGUUGCAAGAAAUAUUUGAUGAUGACGGAUUAAAGGAAUUUCUUGAAGUGUCGAGUGAAGACAAUUUACAAAUGGUACGUGAUCAUUUAAAUUACGAAGGACGAUUGACACGAUCAAGGUAUCGCAAAAUGCAUGCAAACAGUAAUACGAACUUCAAUUCAAAAGAUGAAAGUGAAAAGCUUAUUGAGUUGAUUAUUUCAAAAAGAAGCCAGGCUAAUGGCGACACUGCCAAUGAAAAUCAUAGAUCAAUGGAAUGUGUCAUUUGUCAAACAAACAUGAGAGAGAUUAUCACUUGGCCAUGUAAGUGUUUUGCCAUUUGCGAAUCUUGUCGAUUGAGUUUAGUUAGUAAAGGCUUCGAAGGAUGUGUUUGUUGCAGACGAGAUGUUGAAGGUGUUUCCAAAAUUUAUCUUCCUUGA